AUGGAAGCUGAUUCUAUAAUAUCCAAGAUUAAAGAUCAGUGUCCCCCUGAGGCUGGUGCCCAAGAUGUUGCUGUUAUUGAAGAGAUGCUGAAAAGACGGGGUAGAGAGUUUGAGACUGUGUGGCUUCAACAUCAAUACAUGCUAGAGAGACAACUGAAACGGUCACAGUAUCAUGUUGACCUCCAGGUGAUCAGUGACCAGCUGCGUGAUCUGAGUGAGCAGCUCAGUCGUAUGCGAGGUCAUUAUGGUGAUUCAUUGGCAGCAGCUACAAAUAUGCAGACUGCAUUCAAUCAGUUCCUGAUUACUGUUGAUAUGUUAGAAAACCGUAUUCAGACAUUUGUUAGUACAACCAUAAAGAUGUUGGGGCCAGAAGAUGACUCAGGAGAAGUACAAGAAGAUUUGGCAGAGUUGGAGAAAAAAUGGUCCACUUUCCAAAUGCAAGUUGGACAAUCCAAGAAAUCAAUAGAGCUUUCCAUA
Messenger RNA from Cherax quadricarinatus, 477 nucleotides. The record is from RefSeq and is a predicted model, not a curated record. NCBI's taxonomy places the organism in Eukaryota, Metazoa, Arthropoda, Malacostraca, Decapoda, Parastacidae.